Messenger RNA from Acipenser ruthenus (sterlet), 6110 nucleotides. Its product is annotated as short transient receptor potential channel 4. NCBI's taxonomy places the organism in Eukaryota, Metazoa, Chordata, Actinopteri, Acipenseriformes, Acipenseridae. Gene Ontology annotation, biological process: calcium ion transmembrane transport; manganese ion transport; regulation of cytosolic calcium ion concentration. The coding region runs from base 646 to 3501 and encodes 951 amino acids. The record is from RefSeq and is a predicted model, not a curated record. Gene Ontology annotation, cellular component: cation channel complex; membrane. Gene Ontology annotation, molecular function: store-operated calcium channel activity; protein binding; inositol 1,4,5 trisphosphate binding. The transcript has 12 exons.
UGCAGUCGAUGCUGGAAGAGUGGAGAGAGAUAGAGAGCAAUGGCAGGGCUCUAAAUGUAGGGUUUGUGGUGCGUAUCUUGCAGCAGGUGUUCAGUUUAUUAAAGAUUAUUUUGCAAUUACAAUGAAUGAAAUCCGUGCACAUCAGUCGACUGCAGACACAUACUUACCAGAGCUCACUGAUAUUUUCUUUCUUUUUUGAAACCCGAAGCGAAUAAGAUUUGGGGCUCGUGCAAGUGGAAAUUGUUAACCAAUAAUGGAAUUGUAUUGGAAGAAAAGCCGAGAGCGGUCGUCAGUAGUUUAUCAUCUGUUGCGCGGUGGAAACAGAAACUGCUUUGGGGUGUCAGUGUACAAGCAAUUUCAACGUUUACCAGAAUAACAACGGAGCUCAAAUGUAUGCAUAUUUAGAAAUGUGGAAUACACAAAGUUAUUGAUAUUGUAUUGUCAAAACAAGGGAUUUUCUUUUUUUCCCUUUUUUUGUGGCUCGUUUAAAGGAACAUUAAAAAUAUAUACACUAAACUUCAAACCAGUGACACGGGAAAACAGGUUUAAAACAUCAAAAUUCCGUCUUAAUUGUUGGAUGUCUGUUGUGUUUGUGCUUGCGAAGCUCGCCAUCUGCAGAAACAGCAAUGUGAGACAGUAUAAACAAUGGCUCAACUUUAUUAUAAAAGAAGCAACAACUCUUCAUACAGAGACCGCAUUCCACUUCGGAUAGUGCGAGCCGAAUCGGAGCUGUCGCCGUCAGAGAAAGCCUAUUUAAGUGCUGUGGAGAAGGGGGACUAUGCCACUGUUAAGCUAGCACUGGAGGAAGCCGAAAUUUAUUUCAAAAUCAAUAUUAACUGCAUCGACCCGCUUGGAAGAACAGCUCUUCUCAUUGGCAUUGAAAAUGAGAAUCUUGAAAUCAUUGAGCUCCUCUUAAGUUUUAAUGUGUAUGUUGGGGAUGCUCUUCUUCAUGCUAUCAGGAAGGAGGUCGUUGGGGCCGUGGAGCUACUGCUGAAUCACAAAAAACCCAGUGGAGAAAAGCAGGUGCCACCGAUAUUGCUGGAUAAGCAGUUCUCGGAUUUCACGCCCGACAUCACACCGAUCAUUCUGGCUGCUCACACCAACAACUACGAGAUUAUAAAGCUUCUGGUGCAGAAGGGGGUUUCCGUACCCCAGCCACAUGAAGUGCGCUGUAACUGUGUGGAAUGUGUCUCCAGCACAGAUGUGGACAGCUUGCGACACUCCAGAUCCAGGUUGAACAUCUACAAGGCUUUGUCAAGCCCAUCUUUGGUAGCCCUGUCCAGUGAAGAUCCCUUUCUUACGGCCUUCCAGUUGAGUUGGGAGCUACAGGAGUUAAGCAAAGUGGAGAAUGAGUUCAAAUCGGAGUAUGAGGAACUGUCGCAUCAGUGCAAAGAGUUUGCAAAGGAUCUUUUGGAUCAGACCAGGAGUUCCAGAGAAUUAGAAAUCAUUCUUAAUUACCGGGAUGAUAGCAGUCUGCUAGAAGAGGAGAACAGUAACGAUCUAGCAAGAUUAAAGCUGGCAAUUAGGUACCAUCAGAAAGAGUUUGUUGCUCAGCCAAACUGUCAACAGUUGCUGGCCUCACGCUGGUAUGACGAGUUUCCCGGAUGGAGAAGACGCCAUUGGGCAGGGAAGUUCAUAACAUGUGUAUUUAUAGGACUUAUGUUUCCAGUAUUCUGUGUAUGUUACCUAAUUGUCCCAAAAAGCCCGUUCGGCCUGUUCAUCAGAAAGCCCUUCAUAAAGUUUAUUUGCCACACUGCAUCCUACUUGACUUUCCUGUUUCUGCUGCUUCUGGCAUCACAGCAUAUCGUCACAACUGAUCCAAAAAGACAAGGACCUCCACCAACCAUUGUGGAGUGGAUGAUUCUGCCUUGGGUUUUAGGUUUUAUAUGGGCUGAAAUAAAACAGAUGUGGGAUGGUGGACUUCAAGAUUACAUUCAUGACUGGUGGAAUCUGAUGGAUUUUGUAAUGAAUUCUUUGUACCUAGCUACAAUUUCUCUUAAAAUUGUUGCCUAUUUUAAGUACAGUGGGUCAAGGCCACGAGAGGAAUGGGACAUGUGGCAUCCUACACUUGUGGCUGAAGCGGUUUUUGCCAUUGCAAACAUCUUUAGCUCUUUGCGCUUGAUCUCACUCUUUACUGCAAACUCCCACCUAGGGCCUCUGCAGAUAUCUCUUGGAAGGAUGUUACUGGACAUUCUAAAGUUUAUGUUCAUCUACUGCCUGGUGCUGUUAGCCUUUGCAAAUGGAUUAAAUCAGCUAUACUUUUAUUAUGAGACUAAUGAGCCUGAUACAUGCAAAGGGAUACGGUGUGAAAAGCAAAAUAAUGCAUUCUCCACGUUAUUUGAGACCCUGCAAUCUUUGUUCUGGUCCAUAUUUGGACUGAUCAGUCUGCAUGUGACGAAUGUCAAUGCUCGACAUGAGUUUACAGAAUUUGUGGGGGCCACAAUGUUUGGAACCUACAAUGUCAUCUCUCUUGUGGUCUUACUAAACAUGUUAAUAGCCAUGAUGAACAACUCCUACCAACUUAUUGCUGACCAUUCAGACAUUGAGUGGAAGUUUGCAAGAACAAAGCUUUGGAUGAGCUAUUUUGAAGAAGGUGGUACUCUUCCUACUCCCUUCAAUAUCUUGCCAAGUCCUAAGUCAGUUUGGUACUUGUUCAAAUGGAUUAAGAGACAAUUGUGCAAAAACAAAAAAACUAAAAAGCCAGAAAGUCUUGGAUCAUUAGGGAGACGUGCAGCUAAAAAUCUGAGAAAAAAUCUCCACUACCAGGAGGUUAUGAGAAACUUAGUUAAAAGAUAUGUUGCAGCUAUGAUCAGAGAUGCAAAGACGGAAGAAGGACUGACAGAGGAAAAUUUCAAGGAGUUGAAACAAGACAUAUCAAGUUUCCGUUAUGAAGUUCUUGGGUUACUGAAAGGAAGUAAGACAGGGAUCAAACUUGGCACAGGGGCAUCUAAUCUGGCUAAUGUUGGGGAAUCUUGUAAAUACGAUGCUGCAACCAGUGGAACAACACAGAAGAGUAAGCUCCACCUUUUUGAUGUGACUUCCUUGCUUCAACAAAGGCCUAAAUCCAAUGUGUCUGAAGGGUAUAAUGGCUUAAUCAAUGGAUCUGCACUUUUAGUCUCGGACAAAGGAACACAACAAAAAAGGGAUUUUCCUAAAGACAUGUCAAACUUUGGAUUAUUCCAAAGGCGGCAAAAAAUAAACAGUAUAGACCGGAACACAAAUAAAAUCUACUCCGUUUCUGAGGAGGCAGGUGAAUAUGAGCUGGAUGAAACAACUUGCGACACCAAGGACAUUGAUAUUGCAGUAAUAGAAACUAGCACUGAAUUAGAAAGUGAUUCAAGGAAACCUAUUAAUCAACUGAACACUCAGGACUUUUUGCAUGAACAGUCUUCUGACAGUAUUCCUUGUGCAACUUUGGAAACAGGAGAGGACAGCCUCGCCACUGAAGUUGGAAAAGGUAAUGGCUCUGCAGUCAAGGGGGACUGUGACACAAGAUUGUGACAAUGUUUAUUUACACCGUUUUGCCUAAAUGAGGCAUCCUUUUGUGAACAUCACUUGUAGCAAAUGUGGCCACUACCUAUGAUGCUGGAAGAGGCAUCAGGGCUCAGUUAUCUGCUGAUGCCUCAAACAAUAGUGUGUUUUGUGUUGUGGCAUCUUCUUGACAAGGGAGUUUGGUCAGUUCUCCCAAACGGGCUGGGCAAGUAAAUGGGAUGAUGCAGUUUUGACUACCAUUUUCCUGGCAGGGGUGAACAUUAACAGGCAGAAAAUACCCAGCACACACUUCUGUUGACUUUCUAAAGGAAAGCUAAACGGUUACUUUAUAUAAUCUGGAUUUUCCUAAUAUUCCAUUUUCGUUUCUGUUAACUAUUCUGUUUUGUAUGUUCUGAUGUUUCUCUGUUGCUGUCUCUGCUUCAACUUAGUAUUCCAGAAAACAAAUACCUGUGAAAAUACUUUCCAAGGCUGUGCCUUUCAAACACAUUAUGGAAAAGCAGCAUCGAGUAGUCUUUUCAGAAGCAAUUAUCCUGGAAUAGGCAGUUAGUACACAUGGCAAAUGAUAGUCCACGCAGAAGCAACAAUAAAGACUUCUACAGAAUGCACAACAAAUUCGAUACAAGGACAAUGCAGGUGAUAAGUAUACCUUUAAUAUCACCAGGGUGGGAAACACUAACCUCUUUAUUGUGGCAGGGCAGUAGCAGUGGCGGCGGAAUAGCCAGUGCAGCUGGUGCAAAAGUUUGGGUGAAAUACAUAUUUAACAGUGAUAAUAUCCUUCACAUUUAUAUCUGAAGGCGUUACACCCUUCAUGUUUGUAUCAUUGUAGCUACAUUGUAGCCAGUGAUUAAGAUUGGAUCCUCCCUCAUUUAAACAGGUAUCGUUUUUUCUUAAUCAUUAAAAAAGAAAUUGCUUAAUUAAAAUUAGCUUCCUAACUUUUUUUUUUCUCCUGCAACUGUCUUUGCAUGGAGGCUGGUAAUAGACACUGUUUUAUGUCUUUUGAACUCUGCAACCACUUGGGCUUUAUACACAACAGUUUCCUACUCUCUUCUUGUAAGAUUUUGGGAUACUGUUUUGCAGGGAUAUUCUGUGCACAAUUCAUCCUGUAGUUUAUGAGGAAAGCUGUUAACGGGUGCUACUCGGUACCAAAAUAAAUUAAAGCAAAUUAACGUGUCUAUUUCUGAUUGGAAAACAAACGAUUUUCUAUAUGAGAACAUUUCUGCACAGAAUUCUUCACCCAUGUGUCAGAUUUGUAUUAAUGUCUGCAAUGCCAGAAUCGCAGAAUCCUGGAGGGCCUGGUGCUUAAACUUGUUAGCUUAUGAUUAAAAAUAAUGUAGUUUGUGGAUGUAAAGAUGGAUACAAAAUGCAAUUCAAGUACAAUACAUUCUUAUUACAUGUAAUCAUCUAUUAUUUAGUUCAUGCUAACAUUCUGAGAAUUAAAUAUUGUUAAAUGUUGAACACUUGGUAUGUUUUAUUUUUACAAACAAGUGUUACAUUAAAGUUUGGGGGCUGGGGGAACACAAUAAGGUCCUGCACCAGGGCCAGAAGAAAGGAAAAUGUACAGCUUAUAGUACAGUAUAUGAUUAUUACAUCACCCUUUCAUUUGUAAAGUCCUGAUAAAUAGCAUAUAGAACAGAAGAUAAGUGCAACAUAAAUAUCAUAUGUUUUGUAGCCAGAAACAACCUAUACAAGUUGUUUUGUCUUUAUACUGAACCAUCGUACAGUAUUCUGUUGAAAACAUAAAGAAAUGUCACUUCAAUUUUAUAUUUUUUCUAUGCAAGAAAUAUCCAAGUUCUGUCUGUGUAUAAGAAAAUGUAACAUUCUACUUGUUUUUCCAAUAGCUUCAGAAAAAAUUAUUACAUCAUUCAUACAUACAUAUAUUAUUAUUAUUAUUAUUAUUUAUUUCUUAGCAGACGCCCUUAUCCAGGGCGACUUACAAUCGUAAGCAAAUACAUUUCAAGUGUUACAAUACAAGUAAUACAAACAUAUAGUUUCAUAGUUGGUAAUGCAUAGCUCACUUUUAUAUCAUCCUCUGUAGUUAAUGCAGAAACAAUUACUACUUGAUUAGUUUGAGAACCUUCUACAAUAGAAUUAGUAAUACGAUUAAGCAGUUUUAUGAAAUGAAAUCUUCAAAGAAAAAUAUAUAGACUAUAUAAUUAUAAUCACGUCUUUAAUUAAAAUACAAUUCCAUUUUUUUUUUUUUUAAAUAAUAAUACAUUGCCCUUGCUGUUGCUCAUAGGUAACAGAAAAAGGUGUAUAUAUAUAUAUAUAUAUAUAUAUAUAUAUAUAUAUAUAUAUAGAAUUGUCAUGUAAACCAUUGACAAUUCUGCCCAUUCCACACUGCCCUGUAACACCUUUAAGUCGCCUUGGAUAAAGGCGUCUGCCAAAUAAAUAAAUAAUAAUAUAAGUUACUGCAAUCAUAAAUCUAAGAAUAUAUAUAAAUGUUUAGAAAAAUAGCCUGCAUUUGGAGUGUAUUAAUGUUCAUAAACAAAUUGUAAGUAUUAAAAAAUGACGAUGCACUGUAAACAAUUACAAUGGAUUAUGUAUGCAUUUGUUUCAAAUAUUUAUUUUUAAAUAAAAUGAUGCACUCCAGUUUUAUGGCACACAUGAUUUGUUUUUAU